Misgurnus anguillicaudatus (oriental weatherfish) is the source of this 2017-nucleotide messenger RNA. It is a transcript of the gene sgcg, whose product is annotated as sarcoglycan, gamma. The record is from RefSeq and is a predicted model, not a curated record. Gene Ontology annotation, cellular component: sarcolemma; sarcoglycan complex. Gene Ontology annotation, biological process: cardiac muscle tissue development; heart contraction. Lineage: Eukaryota; Metazoa; Chordata; Actinopteri; Cypriniformes; Cobitidae.
CAAAUACACUCUUAAGUGAUCAGUAAAGUCUUGGUGUCAUGCGCAGAGGUAUUGAAACAGUGUAUGGUACGCGAUAUCCAAGGAGGAAGUUUGGGGGUGCCUGUGUGGUGAUUAGUUGAGGCUGAUCCAGAAUCAGAUUUAUGGCAGGCAGCUGUUGAGGGUUUGACAGACAGACGGGUAGGAGAGCCAGCACUGCUGCGUAACACAAGCAGAUCUGAGCCACUGCUGCUUGCAAAGGAGUGUGUCAGAUCUCAUUUAUACAGCAGGAUGGUUCGUGAACAAUACAUCACCACCACAGAGGAGUCUGGGCUCCUGGCACCCGUCAAUGAAUACAUCUAUAUGAUCGGGAUCUAUGGCUGGAGGAAACGCUGUCUCUAUCUAUUUGUUUUACUUCUCCUCAUCAUACUGGUGGUGAACCUUGCUCUCACAAUCUGGAUCAUGCGAGUUAUGUGGUUCAAUUCGGAAGGUAUGGGAUACCUGCAGGUCCAUGAAGAUGGACUGCGACUGGAGGGAGAAUCAGACUUCCUCUUCCCUCUCUAUGCCGAGGAAAUCGAUUCAAGAGAGGAUUCAGCUCUUUUGGUGCACUCUUCUGAGAACGUCACUCUCAAUGCUCGCAAUGAAAAUGGUGAUGUAACAGGAAGUGUGUCUGUAGGUCCAGAUCAGGCCAGUGUCCUCGGCCAACAUUUCAACAUCACUUCAGAGAAUAAAGAAAAUUUAUUUUAUGCGGACAGAAAUGGGGCUGUUGUGGGAAAAGGAAGACUCCGUGUAACAGGUGAGGAGGGGGCGCUGUUUGAGCAUUCGGUUAGGACUCCUCUGGUAAAGGCAGUGGGACUCAAUAAAGAGUUAAGACUGGAGUCUCCAACGCGCUCUCUCACCAUGGAUGCACCCAAGGGGGUUUACGUCAAGUCCUCGAAGGGUGUUGAUGUGACAGCACAUUUUGAUAUUGUGCUACAUUCAUCUACAGGACUGCUGGUUCUGGAUGCUACAUCUGUCCGUCUGCCCACGUUACCCCUGGGUGAAGCGGGAACAGGCGAGGGAAUGUAUAACAUGUUUGAGGUUUGUGUCUGUCCCAGUGGAAAGCUCUUCUUCUCUAGAGCUGGUGUCUUCUCUACAUGUAGUGAGAGCCAUGACUGCUGAAUGUGUUUCUGUUCAAAACACCAACACAAGAACCAAAUCAGCCAUAGCAUCGGAGGAUUUUGUUUGAUCAAAUAAAACAAAAAACUCUUGCAAAUAAAGAUGAUUGAUUCAUUGGGAGGUUGAAAUCGACAGUAUUGCCUCUGUAGUUUGUCCUGUAUAUGGAGCAAAAUGACUUUUUUAUUAGGCUGGGCAGUAAAGGAGCUGGUCACCAGCUUACAUCCUAUGCAAUAUUAUUAUGAUGUGCAAUAAAAAAGCAAAUCUUGUAUUUAACGUAGUCUAGUUUUUGUUCAAGAAGCAUUGGACAGUAAAGCCAUCGUCAUUUUAAUGUUAGAGAUGUGUGUCGGUGCCAAAACAGAAAGUGCAUUGCCAGUAACAACAGUAUGAUCUGUAUGUAAAAGAAAAAAGUGUGUAAAAUGGAGAAACAUACAUGACAUUUUGUAAACGGUUUAUAGUAGUAAUUAUGUAAAGAUUAUAUUAUGUGCUGUUUGACGAAAGGUGCAGUUAAUUUUUUAAAUUUUUGUGUGUAAUGGAUUAAUAUUAAAUUUGGCAUCUUCUUCAUUUCAUGUGUCAGCUUGAAAAAUUGGGAAUUGUACUUUUUAUGUUUGUAUAUAUUGUCUGACCAUGUAUACAUCAUUGAAUUUUACUUACAUUAUGAUUUAUGUAAUUUUAUUUAAACAUAAAGAAAAGUAGGUUGCUGUAUUUCAAUGCUUUCCAUUUAAAUAUAAUGUUUAAGUUUUAAUUUACAACCAUGCAUGAUAAAGUAUGACAUGUUUAUGAUUUCCACAUCCAGUGCCGGCCCGAGCCUCUUAGGGGCCCUAAGCAGAAUGUGUUUGGGGCCCCCCCUCACCAAUUUUUUUAUUAAAAAAUAAAGACAAUUUUU